AUGCCGGUAGUCUGUCGACUGAGCCACAACUACCACGUAGUAGCGAGACACUCGCCACAAUUCAGUAGGUUGCCUCAAGUCAUCAGUCCACAAUUGGUUAUGGCUGAGGUCCAGUGUUGGCAUCAUUGCAUCAGCCACGGAUCAAGCGAUGUCAUGGCACGCGUCAGGUGGAGCGAUGGGGUGACGUAA
Molecule: messenger RNA, 189 nt
Organism: Pyricularia oryzae 70-15
Lineage: Eukaryota; Fungi; Ascomycota; Sordariomycetes; Magnaporthales; Pyriculariaceae
Exons: 2
Coding region: 1-189 (62 amino acids)
Source: RefSeq, a predicted model, not a curated record